UUAAAGUCCAAGUUGCAACAAAUUUUGAUCUAUACUUUUUGAUUAGCUUGUAAUUUUGUCAUCAGACUCAUUUACCUAAUGGCCCAAUCCAACGGUUUGGAAUCAACCUUAACCAAACAUCAUAUCUAAUUAUAUAUCCUUUCCAUUCUCUCCCCAAUAAACUAUUAACAAUAAAUAUUUAAUAAUAAUUAAGAGAAGAAAAGAUAUCUACCAAUCCUAAAUAAGAAGAAAAAACAUAAAAUCUUCAUUUAUCAACAAUAAAUUAAAAUUUAUAUCUUCCUUUCUCUCUUACCCUGAAAAUCUGAUUUUUUCCUGCUCUUGUCUCAAAAAUCAAUUAUCUAAUACCCUUUCUCUCUCCCUCUCUCUCUACUGAUCAUCUUCACAGAGGAGAGAGAUCAAUGGAGGAGCCAAAAUGGCUGGAAGGUCUCUUGAGAACAAACUUCUUCAGCAUUUGCCCUCAACACCGUGAGACACCGCGAAAUGAGUGCAACAUGUUCUGUCUCUCCUGUCAAAACGCUGCGUUUUGCUUCUACUGCCGCUCCUCCUUUCACAUUGACCAUCCCGUUCUUCAGGUCCUUCAUUUUCUCAACACACCACAUUGCAUAUACAUAUAUCAAUUUGACUCACUCCAGUUCUUUAUCAUUGACAUUGGGACAGAUAAGAAGAUCUUCAUAUCAUGAUGUGGUGAGAGUGUCGGAGAUAGAGAAGGCAUUGGACAUAAGAGGAGUGCAAACUUAUGUCAUCAACAGCGCGAGGGUUCUCUUCUUAAACGAGAGACCUCAGCCUAAGAACUCCUCCCAUGGCGCCGCCUCCUCAACCCCGAAAACCAUUUCCUACUUCUGUGAGACAUGUUGCAGAACCCUUCUUGAUCCCUUUCGCUUCUGUUCCUUGGGUUGCAAGGUUGAAGGAAUGAGGAAGAAUAAGGAAGAGGAAGAAGAAAGAUUGCGUAAAGAAAGACAACAAGAAACGCACAAAGGCACGCAUCCUCCAACUCAUACCUCUAAUUCUAGGCGACGAAAAGGCAUUCCUCAUAGAGCUCCUUUGGCCUCCUAAUUUAAUCAAUCUUUUUCAAGAAAUAAAAAAAUAAAACUUUUCUUUAACUUAUUUUAUCUUUUUAAAAUCUCAUUUAAUGGUCCACCCAAAUUAGCAUAGUAUAUGCGUAUUGGGUGGGUGUAUUUAUAUAUUCCCAAUUUGUACAAUGUCCAGCUCACUUCUAACAAUCCUCUCACAUUGAAAUACAACAAUUUGUAUAGAAGAAAAUCCUAAUUUCCCAACUUUUUUGCUGUAAAAUAUUAAAUACUUUUCUAGCUAAUUUUAUAUCAUA
Molecule: messenger RNA, 1324 nt
Organism: Arabidopsis lyrata subsp. lyrata
Lineage: Eukaryota; Viridiplantae; Streptophyta; Magnoliopsida; Brassicales; Brassicaceae
Exons: 3
Coding region: 481-1053 (190 amino acids)
Source: RefSeq, a predicted model, not a curated record